AUGGUAGCUUCAUUCUUCGGCACUCGCCCGGCCACCAUUCCAAAUAGAGUUGAAGAAGAUUUACUUCCUCCAACGGACGGCGUUUCACAAGACGGCCUCCUCUCGGCGAUCACUUCAUCUAGUGGCGAGGGUGUUGGCGGAAGAAAGCGAACAGCUACAGGAAAUGAAACAGACAACGAAGCAAAGCGUCAGCGCGAAAGCCCCGGUGAAGAGCAAAUCACAAGCAGUGAACGAUUGCACGACGAGGCAGAGGUGUUGCUUGACGAGGACGUCUCAAAUGAAGCGCUUGAAGAAAUCCCAGGGGAAGAUGAGGAUUUCGGAGAUCACGAAGACGAGGAUUUGGAAGGAUUGGAAGAGGAGGGAGAAAUUGGGGAAAUGGAAGAGGGAAACGACGAUGGACUGCCGGAAGUGAUUGACAACUUUGAAGAUGACGAUGAUGAUAUUCAGGGAAGUCCCAGACCACCCACUCCAACAUCAACGAAUGCAGCGUCAGGGCAGCCAAGUGAUGACGAUAUUCAAGUGCUUUCCUCGGACACUGAUGAAGGAGAUGGGGCAACUGACUCAGAAGAUGAUCAAGGCAUUGGACGAAUGGACGAGGAACAAGGGGAUGAAGAAGAGGCCGAAGAUUUCGACUACGGUGGGGGAGCCGAGGACUUGGAUGAUGAAGAGGCAGCUGUGGAUUUUGUGGAUGAUGUGAUCAAGGCAUUGGCCGAAUGGACGAGGAACAAUUUUGUGGAUGAUGAUGGUGAAGUGGAAGUAAUUCAAGGAAUCGAUCAAAGCGAUCACGAUGCUGGUGGUGAUGUUGAUGAGCAGACACAAGAUGCUGAAAAUGUUGGCGACGAUUUGGGAGAUCUUGGCGAGGAAAGAGAAGCCGCAUCGGCGAUGGAAGAAGCAGACGAUGAGAGGGAAGAGGGUGAGAAGUAUAUGGCUUUGGGCAGUUUGAUUCAGAGUGCCGGUCUCUACGUGACUCCAAUGAAUCGUCAACAAACGGCACAACGUGGUGGAAUGAUCAGUGGACGAGGACAGCCACAAAUGGCUCGCCGCGGUGGUGCUCCAGGACUAGCACAACGAGCUUCGUCGGGGGAGGAGGUCGAGGAAUCUAAACAAAGAGCCGCGGGACAUCAAAAAUUUCCGAAGCUGUUCGCGUUGUUGAAG
This is a messenger RNA of Mesorhabditis belari, 1155 nucleotides long. The record is from the annotation of a GenBank genome assembly. Lineage: Eukaryota; Metazoa; Nematoda; Chromadorea; Rhabditida; Rhabditidae.